ACCAAUGAAGCUCCAAAGGCUAACACUCAUCAUCUUUCUCUGCUUCUCAUGUUUCCAAAUGACAAUGUCCAAAAGUCAAUACUACUAUACAUCCAUUUUUAGCUUUGGUGACUCAUUAGCCGAUACCGGUAACAUGCUCCUCUCCGGCGCUCUCCCUUUUCCAUCUAUAAGUAAUCUUCCUUAUGGCAUGACAUACUUUCAUCAUCCUACUGGCCGAUGUUCAGAUGGUCGUUUGAUCGCAGAUUUCAUAGCUGCGACAAUGGGCCUGCCAUUUCUUCCACCAUAUCUAGAAAAUGGCAGGAGUUUCAAGCAAGGUGCCAAUUUUGCAUUCUCUGGAGCCACAGCACUGGAACCAGAGUUCUUUCGAAAUAAAGGUCUUGGCCCUAUAUUAUGGACAAAUAUUUCAUUGAGUGCACAACUUAAAUGGUUUGAAGAAUUGAAGCCUUCUCUUUGUGGCUCCAUAAAAGAAUGCAGUGAGUAUUUCAGUAAAUCUCUAUUUCUUGUUGGAGAGAUUGGAGGCAAUGACUACAAUUAUGCUUUCUUUCUUGGCAAGAGCAUGACUGAAGUGAAAUCUUACGUACCUAAAGUCAUCAAAGCUAUAAUUGCAUCAGCCGAAACACCGAUUAACCAAGGUGCGGUUCACUUGGUGGUUCCAGGGAACCUCCCGAUUGGAUGCUCUGCCGCGUACCUAACAUUGUAUUACACCCCGAAUAAAGCUGCCUACAACAACAGAAAUGGAUGCCUCAAAUCAUUCAACAGCUUCGCAAAGUAUCAUAACUCAAUGCUCCAACAAUCGUUAGAGACACUUAGGCACAAGUACCCUCAAGCAAGAAUCAUGUAUGCUGAUUCCUAUGGUGCUGCAAUCCCAUUUGCACAUUCUCCUCAGCACUAUGGAUUCAGUAAAGGGGCAUUAUUGACAUGUUGUGGCGGUGGUGGGCUGUACAACUUCAAUAUAUCAGCAAGGUGUGGACAUCCAGGAUCAAGUGCUUGUGAUGAUCCAUCUUCAUAUGUGAACUGGGAUGGUAUACACUUGACUGAAGCUGUAUAUGGCCACAUUUCUGCUGCUUUGCUGAAUGGUACUCACAGUGAGCCAUCAAUAUUGGGUUUUAAUUUUAAUUAGUUUGGAUAGGUUUCUUGUUUCUUUUUUGUUUGUUUGUUUGUUUGGUGAUUAAAUAUGAAAGAAUUAAUUAAUGGGCGUUGAUUAUGGAAGAGGGAAAAGCACAGGUUUGCUGUUUAAUAAGUGAUGUUUUGUUGUAACAUGUCACCUGCCGAUAGCCAUAUUGAAUAAGGAGUGUUGCAAAAUUUUCUUUUCCUUUCCUUUUUUUUUUUAUUUGUGUUACUGUUGGUUUUGUCUUUUGGCAAUCAUGAAGAAUGAAACGAAGAGAUAGAGUG
Molecule: messenger RNA, 1392 nt
Organism: Dioscorea cayenensis subsp. rotundata (Guinea yam)
Lineage: Eukaryota; Viridiplantae; Streptophyta; Magnoliopsida; Dioscoreales; Dioscoreaceae
Product: GDSL esterase/lipase At5g45910
Exons: 5
Coding region: 5-1120 (371 amino acids)
Molecular function (GO): hydrolase activity, acting on ester bonds
Source: RefSeq, a predicted model, not a curated record